Messenger RNA from Nematolebias whitei (Rio pearlfish), 767 nucleotides. It is a transcript of the gene tspan34b, whose product is annotated as tetraspanin 35. NCBI's taxonomy places the organism in Eukaryota, Metazoa, Chordata, Actinopteri, Cyprinodontiformes, Rivulidae. The record is from RefSeq and is a predicted model, not a curated record. The transcript has 7 exons. The coding region runs from base 1 to 744 and encodes 247 amino acids. Gene Ontology annotation, cellular component: membrane.
AUGGGAUGUUUUGCAUUCCUCAAAGUCAUCAUGUUUGCUUUUAAUGGCAUCAUCUUUCUGGCUGGAGCUGCCGUCCUGGGUGUUGGGAUCUGGGUGAAGGUGGACAGUGGCUCCGUCCUCAACUUUCUUGGGAAGAUUGAUGGGGUGCCGUCACAGCUCAGCCAGGUGCUCAAUGUGGGCUACCUGUUGAUCGCCAUUGGUGCUCUGCUGGUGAUCAUUGGCUUCCUGGGCUGCUGUGGGGCCAUCAGGGAGAACAAGUGCAUGCUGCUGCUGUUCUUUAUCAUAGUCCUGCUGGUCUUCAUCGCAGAGGUUGCAGGAGCUGUGGUCAUUCUGGUCUUCAAACCUGUGGCAGAUAAACUGUUCAUGGACGUUGGCAAAGCAGCAGUGGGAAAUAUCAAAACGGACUACGGCAAAAAUCCUGACAUUACCGGACUCUGGAGUAAUACGAUGGACACGUUACAAUGUUGCGGCUUCUACAACUUCACCGACUUUGAGAACUCUCCGUACUACACGAGUCACAACUCGUCGUACCCACCCCAGUGCUGCCGAACCACAAACCCCCCGUGUAACCAAACCGUGGCUCUGAGUCAAAUGAUUAACGGGUGCUUUCCAAAAAUCAAGAAACUGAUUGAUGACAACACAGUCGUGAUUAUUGGAGUGGCCCUUGGGAUUGCAGCUCUGGAGAUAUGCGCCAUGGUUGUCUCGAUGAUACUGUACUGCAGAAUAAAGUCCACAACGGCCUAACUCCACUCAGUAAAGGCCUCAGG